This is a messenger RNA of Coturnix japonica (Japanese quail), 2561 nucleotides long. RefSeq names its product transmembrane protein 123 (gene TMEM123). The record is from RefSeq and is a predicted model, not a curated record. Gene Ontology annotation, cellular component: cytoplasmic vesicle. NCBI's taxonomy places the organism in Eukaryota, Metazoa, Chordata, Aves, Galliformes, Phasianidae.
AGCCCCGCUCCGCCCCUCGCGGACCGGCAUCGCUCGGCGUGCUGCAGCCGUCCCAGCACCGCCCGGCUGCCUCCGAGGCCAUGCGGCUUUUCUUUCCCGGCGCUGCUUGCGCGCUGCAGGCGGUCACGCUGCUUUUUCUGCUCGGCCCCCUUGGAAAUGCCUUCGCAGAGCUGAACGUCACCAACACAAGCUCUAAUGUGACUUCAUCCCCUGUGGUGCAAGGAAAUAGCACUUCGUCCAGUCUCUCUGCUGUGCCAACCACACAGUCUGCAGCAGGUACGCCCACCAGUGCCGGCCAUCCCACCAAUGCCAGCCAUCCCACCAGUACCAGCCAUCCCACCAGCGCCAGCCAUCCCACCAGCACCACUGCACAUGUCACCGUUCCUCCUCAGCCCGCUGAAACCAACCAGACAGGAUCAACUACAGCUUCAUCAGUCACAUCAUCACAAGUGAAUGUUACAGUGACCACUUCUAAGAUUUCUGUCACAUCUGUUACAGCCACAUCAAAAUCUGAGACUGUCGUAGCCAGAGCCUCCAGAUUUGACGUGGGCAGUUUUGUAGGUGGCAUUGUGCUGACACUUUGCGUCCUAGUUAUUCUCUACAUUGGGUGCAAAACGUACCACUCGAGAAGAGGCAUUCAGUACAGAACCAUUGAUGAACAUGAUGCCAUCAUUUAAAGAGACUUCAGGGAGGAUGGUGGUGGAAACCCAUCCUGUCCCAGCUGUUUUAGCUUGCUUCUGGAAAACAUUCUUCUCAUGAUUGCAGUCUCUCAGGCUGUUUGUAGGUGUGAUCUGCAAAAUUAUGAGACUCUCCUGCAUGUCCUGAUUUUUACUUUUUAUUUUGCAUUAGUUUUGAUGAGAACAAAAGGAAGUUGGCACUUUCUUUGAGAGAUUAUUUCCUUUUUCCAAUAUUUGUAACCAAAUUUAAAGAAACCACAUGUUAAGUUGUUUGAAGCUGGACACACAAGCUUCUACAGUAGGUAACUGCUAAACAGUAGACACAUCAUUAGGAUUCUAAGUUAAGUUCAACUCUUUCUUGUCCCCAUAAAUCCAGCACAUGCCAUAAUGGGCACUGUAGGUUAAAUAGGACAGGCUACCUUUGAGACCAGCUGGAAUUUCUUGCAAGUAAAGUUUUUUUUUUUCAAAUGUUUUGUAUUAAAUUGUAUUUAUUUUGAAGUUUGAUGUGAACUUCAAUUUAGAAACAUGUGGGAUUGAACACUUCAGUUAAUUAUUAGGGUAAUAAAGGGGCAAGUUUUGCUAACGGUAUAGAUGAGAAGUACUGUGAAGUUCAGUCAUUAGCUCACCAGUGACUCGUAGAGACCUGCCUUUGUAGGCUACAUGAUGAAACUAGCUGCAGGAACCAUGGACAGACCAGAGGUAUCCAUCCACAACCCCUUAUUCUAAAUUGGUACUUAUAAAAUGAAAGCAUAAAAAUAAAACAGGCUAAGCACCCCAUAGCUGCUAUUGGAUUGUAUAUCCUAGUGUUCUGCUGAAGAUAAAGUCAGAAUUUUCCUCUCACAGAUAUGAAAAUUAUUGCUGAAGUUAUGUUUUCGAUUGAAUGUGGACAUCACUUUGUUUGUGUUUUUUUGUUUUUAUUGUGAGGAAGCUGCAUGCAACGUUUUGCAGCACUUGGUAAGCAUUGAAAGUUACACGGAGAAGUUGAAAAUCUAUAGGAUAUCAUUUUAGAAGAAUAUAAUCUGGAUUUUUGUGUUUUUUUCCUAGACGAAAUUCUUCAUAGGGCAACAGGGACUCCCUUAGAAACCUCCAUUAAGGUCCAAGUGUACCAUUCCUGUGCAGGAUGGUCGAUGCUGAUUCCAUAUCACUGGUGCAUUUACACUGAAGUAAACUUACUGCCCUCAGCAGAUGAUGGGCACGUGAUUUACACUGGUGUAGGGAAGAGCAGAAUGAGAACCAGGAAACGCUUCUCUGUAGCACCAAGGAAUUGCUUUGAGGGCUUGUUGAGGCCCCGUUUGUUACCUGUCACUGGAGAUCGGGGUCGGUGUGGUGGCACUUCCCCAUCAGGCAGCGCACAGAAGGGAGGUGGUGACACCUGGAAGGGGCUGCUCACAGGCCUGUCAAUGGUAGAACAUCAGAGGUAGCAGAGCUACAGCUCUGGCACAGAUGUAUUGUUUUGUUUAUUCCUACACGUGUGCUUUCCUACAGUAUUACAACGCACAUGUGAAUCUUAUUUUCCUUUUUCAUACAGAGUAGUAAAGCUUCGUCUGAGGCACAAAUAAGUCCAACAAAUCAUGACCUUAAGAAACACCAGCCAUACACUUGAGAUAGGGUUUGUAUCCCUGUUCUGUAUUGUACUGAGACUGAAAUAGGGAGGAGCAGUAACCUGAAGUUUUCCAGUUUUGUUUCAUCAUGUGUGUGAUUAUUUCUUUUUUUCUUAAUUAAUUGCCUUGUUUGGUGAAUUUUUAUUUCUUUUUAACUUGAUGAUUGUUCCAUAGCAUUGCAAUUCUUUACCUUUGUAGAAAUUAAGGGAAUUCAGUGCAACCCCAUUCCUGGGAUUGCCUCACCUCUGUUGUGCAGAUGAAUAAAGGAAGUUAAAUCUUUGGA